AUGACAAAGUUAAACUUUUCAUUGUGCUUUAUUGGUUUGUUAUUAUGCUUGAUUGUGUGCUCCAACUAUGCAGAGGGGAAAACAUGGUGUGUGGCCCAAAGCCAAGCAUCAAAUUCGAAAUUACAACAAGUUCUUGAUAAUUUGUGUGGACAUCUCAACUGUAAAGAGAUCUUACCAGGAGGGCCAUGCUUUGCUCCCGACACUUUGCGUAACCAUGCAUCGUAUGCCAUUGAUCUUAACUAUCGAAUCAAUGGCAUAUGUGAUACUAGUUACGCGACUCCUGCUAUCACUGACCCUUGUAAGUAUCUUUCGUGUCGUCUUAAUUAA
This is a messenger RNA of Erigeron canadensis, 327 nucleotides long. RefSeq names its product glucan endo-1,3-beta-glucosidase-like. The record is from RefSeq and is a predicted model, not a curated record. The transcript is spliced from 2 exons. NCBI's taxonomy places the organism in Eukaryota, Viridiplantae, Streptophyta, Magnoliopsida, Asterales, Asteraceae. Bases 1 to 327 code for a protein of 108 amino acids.